This is a messenger RNA of Dama dama (fallow deer), 3716 nucleotides long. RefSeq names its product dendrocyte expressed seven transmembrane protein (gene DCSTAMP). Lineage: Eukaryota; Metazoa; Chordata; Mammalia; Artiodactyla; Cervidae. Bases 1 to 1638 code for a protein of 545 amino acids. Gene Ontology annotation, cellular component: membrane. The record is from RefSeq and is a predicted model, not a curated record. The transcript has 3 exons.
AUGGGCGUCUGGACCUCAGGCACCAACAUCUUCUUAAGCCUCUGGGAGACGUAUGUGUCUCCAAGAAGCCCUGGAUGGGUGGCCUUUACCCAACACGUGGGCGUUUGCUGUUUUGUCGCUUUCAUUUCCGUGGGCCUCCUCUCCGGGGCCUUCUGCUGGUUUCUGUCCUCACUCAUCGUCUUCAUCACCUCCUGGAUGGCCACGUGUGCUCUGCUGUGCUGCUCCAAGCACGCACGGUGCUUCCUUCUGCUCUUCUUCCUCUCGUGCGGCCUGCGUGAAGGCAGGAACGCGUUGAUCGCUGCGGGCACCGGGGUGGUCAUCUUCGGACACGUGGAAAAUAUCUUUCACAACUUUAAAGGGCUCCUGGACAGUAUGACUUGCAACCUGAGGGCAAAGAGCUUUUCCAUCCAUUUCCCACUUUUGAAAAAAUAUAUCGAAGCCAUUCGGUGGUUGUAUGGCCUUUUCACUCACCUGAAUCUAUUUGAUGAUCUUGUGUCUUGGAACCAGACCCUGGAGGUCUCGCUUUUCAGUCCCAGCCAAGCCCUGGAGGCUCAGCUCAAUGACACCACGGACAGAGCCCUGGGGGUCUUGUACCAGAUGGUGACGGCGACGGAGGUGCUGUGUUCCCUGGGGCGGCAGGUCCUUGCCCUCACGGGGCUGCUGCUGCUGCUGCUUGGCACCGGCCUCUUCAUGAAGCGAUUCUUGGACCCUUGUGGCUGGAAGUUUGAGAACAUCUACCUCACCAGACAAUUUGUCCAGCUGGACGAAAGGGAGAGGUGUGAACAGAGGCCCUGUGUCCUCCCGCUGAAUAAGCAGGAAAGGAAGAAGUAUGUCCUCGUCCCGUCUUUCUGGCUGACUCCUAAAGACAGGAGGAACCUGGGGCUCUUUUUCUUCCCGGUUCUUACCCACCUCUAUAUCUGGUUGCUGUUUGCAGCCAUAGAUUAUCUGCUAUACUGGCUCAUUUUCUCCAUGAGCAAACAUUUCCAAAGCUUGCCCGGGCUCCAGGUGCACUUGAAACUGCACAGACAGGAACAAGGGACUCAAGACAUCAUCCAUGAUUCUUCCUUUAAUAUAUCUCUGUUUGAACCGACCUGCAUCCCUAAACCGAAGCUCUUUCUGUCUAAGACCUGGAUUCCUCUCAGCAUCAUUCUUGUGAUACUAGUGACACUAGGACUGUUGUCCUCCGUCCUGAUGCAACUUAAAAUCCUGGUGUCAGCAUCCUUCUACCCAAGCGUGCAGAGGGAGCGCAUGCAAUACCUCCACACGAAGAUACUGAAGAGAAGAUCAAAGCAGCCAGUGGGAGAAGGAAAAGGGAAACUGAGUCUGUACUUUACAAAGAUUCAUUUCUGGCUUCCGAUCUUAGAAGUGAUUGGGAAGAAACAAAUGGACAUUGCCGGUGAAGACAACCCAGCAGAGACCCCACACAGCUCUUCGUCCACCCUGUGCCAGCGAUUCUUCUCAAGGCUACUGACUGCAGCCCGUUCUCAUCCCCAGCAAGAGAGAACUGCACAGCAGGGUCCUUCAGCGGCUUGCGUUUGCAGGGUCAAGCCACUUUUUUCCAUAAAGGGCUCCCAGGUAAAUGGUGAAGCUGUCUGUCUCACAGACCAGACACGUGGUCUGGACUGUGUGUCUGUGUAACAGGACAAUAACCCAGGCCCUGCAAGGAUGAGUCUCAGCAUAGAUUAAUAUUCAAAGAAAAAAACUGGAAAAAAUCAAAAUCUCUACUAUAGACUCACCAGCAAAUAUGAAGGGGAGCAUACAUGUAUGAUGCCAGGAAAAUAUCUUUCAGUGCUUCUGUCCCUUCUCUGCCCUCCUUAACAUCCUUCAUGGCUAUUUCCUAUUCUCACAACUGUCUGUCUGCCUUCUGCACCCUUAUUCAAGAACUCUUUCCAAAACCCAUCACCAGCAGCUCCCAAGUUCUUCCCACCAUCUCCUCUCUCCUACCCUCUACUUUCCUGGGUCUCUUUGGUUUUUCCUCUUUUACCAAAUCUUCCAGCCACAUUUAUUUAGAGAACACAUUUAUUAAAAUCAUAUGAAAGACUGGUUACAAUGUUCACCUUGGGCCUCUUUUUCAUGAUACUCAAUGUAUACCAUGUAGCACAGAGACAUAUUUCCCCGAUAAUACCUAAGGAAAAAAAAAUACUGAUUCUGUUUUCUCUAUGGUGUCCGAGUAGGAAAGAAAGAAACAUCAAAUUUUUUAAACUUUUCAUUUUGAAAAUUUUUCAGACUUACAAAAACGUUGCAAAAUAGUACCACGUUCCAUCUACCCAUCACCCCUCAUCUCCGAAAGUUACCAUCUUACAUAACUGCAGCACAACUGUUGAAACCAGGUAAUAGCAUUUGGAAAAUGCAGAAUCUAUAAAACUCAUUGGAUUUUCACCAAUGUCCCACUGACAUCCCACUAAUGUCCCAAGGACUGGUCCUUGAUCCAGUCCAGGCUCACGCAUUGUAUUUGUUUGUUAUAGUUCCUUACUCUCGUCUGAUCGGGGACAGUUCCUUAGUGUCUCUUUCUUUUUCUUUCAUGACCUUGACACUUCUGAAGAGUGCUGCCAGUUAUUUAGUAAAAUGUCCUUUGACUUGGGUUUGUCCGAUGUUUCCUAGUAAGGAAACCCCGGAGACGUAUUUUUUAGCAACAGUACCACAGAAGUGCUGACAUGCUCACCUCAAUGCACGAGAUCAGUGUAGGUCGUGCUGACACGCCUCGUUACUGGUGAGGCAACCUUUCUUCGCUUAGUUAAGAUGGGGUCCGCAGAUUCUUCCACUGUUGAAGUCAUUAUUUUCCCUUUGUAAUGAGUAAGUAUGUUGUGAGGAAAUGCUUCGAGACUAGGCAAACAUCCUGUUUCUCAUCAUACAUUUACCUUUUAGAUUUUGCAUUCAAGGAUGCAAAACAGUGCCAGCCAAAUAGUGAUAUUCUUUCUUUUUUUAAUGGUGAUUUUCUAUUUUCAUAAUAUCUUCUACAUUUUUAAACUGAAAUUCUACAUUAUCCCUAGAAAGAAAUUUUUUUUUUUUCAAAGACAACUUUCGUUUUGGGCACUGGUGUAGGCAUUUUACACAUGUGAUCUCAUUUAUGUUUCAUGACAAUCCUGUGAGGUUGGUAGUAUUAUUUCUAUCUUCUUGAUGGGGAAAGCUUACCCUCAGAAACCCUGACUUAUCUUGCCUAGAAUGGGGUCUUGGCUUCCGCAUGUUUCAAGUUCCCAGAUGAUUCUAACGGUCAGCCAGCCCUGAGAACCAUCAUUCCAGGAAGUUUUACAUUGCAGUUCUUUCAAUACAGGUUGUCAACAGUGAAAUUUCUCUAGCAGAAGGAUCCUACAUUAGAAUUCUGAGUCAGCAUUUCCCAAAAUGUGUUCCUCAAACCACUAAUCCCUUAGUUGUUUCAUAAAAGAGAUAAAUGAUGUUAAUAAAUCCAUAUCAGCUGCCUUCCAAACUUGAAGAUCCAUAAAGCAUGUUGGCAUAAUUUUUAAGAAUUAAAAGAAACCCUAUAAUAAUAGAUCUUUGAGAAACCCUAUAAUAAAGGAAUAUGUAAUUUUGUUUCAUCCCAAAUUUUCUCAAAUUAUUAGACUUUGGUACGAUUUUAACUGUAAUAACUAUUAAUAACACAUAGGACCAGCUCUAGAGCCCAAACUCUGAUAAGAGCUGAUUUAAUUAGCGUAACUUUUUGACCAAAAAGACCUGUGGUGAAGAUAAAUUUGUAGUUUUGGAUUUUAUAAAUAUUCUAA